Molecule: messenger RNA, 981 nt
Organism: Ustilaginoidea virens
Lineage: Eukaryota; Fungi; Ascomycota; Sordariomycetes; Hypocreales; Clavicipitaceae
Exons: 1
Coding region: 1-981 (326 amino acids)
Source: RefSeq, a predicted model, not a curated record
AUGGCCCUCGGCUUUCCUUUGUUCCCCCGUCUGCCCGCCGAGCUCCGCCGUCUUGUGUGGGAUGAAUACCUCGCGCCGUUUGACAAGCCCACUGUGUACCUGUUCAGCAAGAACUUCAUCCUCGACCACGUCGACCCCGAGGGCGAGGACGAGCGCUACGCGGGGAUGUCGCGCGUGCCCCUCGUGCAGGUCAACACCCCCCCGACGCUGCACGUCAGCAGGGAGUCGCGCGAGGCGACGCUGCGAUGGGCGUCGGGGCGCGGCAUCACCCUGCGCUUCCGCCGCGAGACCCAAGGCCACGUGCUUGCGCGGCCGUUUGACCCCGGCAGGGACGCGCUCUACGUGUCGCGCGACCGGUGGGAGGAGUUUUGCGAGCUGCCCUGGGAGGAGGAGGCCGACGCCGACGACGACGCAAAAGUCACAGCAACCCUGCAGGGUGUCGCCGCGACGAUCCAGCACCUCGCGCUGCCGGCCUUUACGGCCUACUACAGCUUCAACGAGCUGGGCGGAUACCUCCUGGCCUUUUUCACGGGACUCAAGACGCUGUCGUCGGUGUGGGGGGACUUGCCCGUCGUCAGGGACUCGGGCACCCAGACGACGAGGACAACCAAGACCAGAACGACUACCACGACGACGACGACGACGACGACGACGACGACGACAAUUACGAGGCAGCGGCAGACGGACGACGACGGGACCGACACGGGCGUGGACCCCGCGACGGGGGACGUGGAGCAGAGCGUCGCGGCCGAGAUACAGCCCCGGUGGGAGCUGCGUGACGAGACGGCCGAGGUGGUGAGGAUGUGCGUGCGCGAUCCGCUCGACGGCUCCGAGAGCUGGGAGGAGGGGGAGCUGAACAUGUGGAUGGGCGAGCUGGAGGAGGCGCUCCUGUCGCUCGAGAUGCCGGAGCAUGUGUACGACUACGACGAGGAGGAAUUUGUGGUGGCGUUCAAGGCGGUCAGGGCGGAGAGGUGCGGUUGA